Molecule: messenger RNA, 1560 nt
Organism: Plasmodium relictum
Lineage: Eukaryota; Apicomplexa; Aconoidasida; Haemosporida; Plasmodiidae
Gene: MSP8
Product: merozoite surface protein 8, putative
Exons: 1
Coding region: 1-1560 (519 amino acids)
Source: RefSeq, a predicted model, not a curated record
AUGGAGAUAAAAUUACAUUUAAUUUUUUUUUUAAUUUGUAUAAUAUUCUAUAAAAAUGUUGUGAAAUGCAAUAAUAACAAUAAUAAGAACAUUAUAAGUAAGUCAUAUAAUAAUAUCAGAAAAAAUUUUUCGAAAUGGAAUAAUUCUUCAAUAAAUGACAAAGAUAAUGAUGAAAAUUUAAAUACUGAAGAACAUAUAAGAAAAAGUAUUAGUAAUUACAAAAACUAUUUAUUACGCUUAAAGAAUUUUCUUGAUUCUAGUAAAGAGAGUAAAGAAGAAAAUAGCGAUAAUUAUGAUAAAAAUGAUGAAAAUUAUGAAGACAAUAAUUUUGAGCAUAACCCUAUAGAAAAUAAAAAUAAUGAAAGUUACGAUAACAAAAAUGAUAACAAUGAAAGUGAUUCUAUAGAUGAAAGCACUGUUGAAGGAAAUAAUGAAUAUAGUAAUGAAAAAAAUAGCAAUGAACAUGAUGGAAAUGGGGAUGAUACUAGUGAAGAAAAUGAAGAAAUGUUAGAAAAGUUUGCUAAUUUUCAGGAAAUUAACAGAAAAUAUAUGGAACUUCAAGGAAAUUCAGAAGAUGAAAAUAAUGUUUACAAUAAAUAUGAUACAGAAUCAUAUGAUGAAGAUGGUGACGGAAAAAAAGUUUUAAGUGCAUACGAUAUCAAAAUAAUGGAAACAGUUAGACAAGUGAGUAUCAGAGCAUCGAGAAUGGAUGUGAAUUAUUUUAAAGAUAUAGAUAAGGAGUUUAAAAACUGUUUUGACAAACAUGAUUUUUUAUUUUGUAAGAUGGCUGAUAAGAUUAAAAUAGACUUAGGUAAUGGAAAUAUGAAAAAUAAAGAAUAUGCCAUAAACAAAUUAGAAACUUUAUUCAAUCAAAUAAAUAAGGAUUAUAUAGAAAAAGACAAUUUUGAUUUGCAUAAUUAUUUGCUUGAUUUAAAAUUCAUCAAUUUUUUUGUAUUGAAUAAAGCAUCCGACAAUUACAAUGAUAUUGUAAAUUUAGUUAAUGAUAUAAAUUCUAAAAUAGAAUUAUCAUCUAUAGAUGGAAUUAUUAAUUCUUUUGUUCAUAAUAAAAAUAUAAAUUAUAAAAUUAAAGAAAAUAUAACUAAUAUAAUUACAAAAACUUCUAUUAAAUAUUUUAAAAUAGAAAUAAAUAAAGAAAAAAAACUGUUCCUACCUGUACUAGAAUAUCAUAAUAAUAAAUCUCUCAAUUACAUAUCUGAUACUUUUUUUAGAAAUAAUAAAAUAUGUGAGAAUAAAAUGUGUCCAUCUAAUUCUAAUUGUUAUAUAAUCGGUCUUGAAGAGGUGUGUAGAUGUUUUCCCGGUUUUAAAGAAUUAAUAGAAGAUAAUACUAUUAAGUGUGUAAAAGAUGAUGAAAUAGAUUGUAUGAAAAAUAAUGGAGGUUGUGAUAGCAAUGCAAAAUGUGUUUUUGAAGAAAAAAAAAUUGUUUGUGAGUGUAAUGUUGAUUAUGAAGGAGAUGGUAUAUAUUGUUCUAAUGCAUUUUUUAAUUCGAUUAAUAUUUUAAUUUUCCUUAUAGUAUUGAUUUUUAAUUUAUACAUAUUAUAA